Messenger RNA from Penicillium argentinense, 2964 nucleotides. Its product is annotated as glycoside hydrolase family 31 protein. Bases 1 to 2964 code for a protein of 987 amino acids. Lineage: Eukaryota; Fungi; Ascomycota; Eurotiomycetes; Eurotiales; Aspergillaceae. The record is from RefSeq and is a predicted model, not a curated record. Gene Ontology annotation, biological process: carbohydrate metabolic process. The transcript is spliced from 4 exons. Gene Ontology annotation, molecular function: carbohydrate binding; hydrolase activity, hydrolyzing O-glycosyl compounds.
AUGGUUGGAUUCACGGAUCUGCUGGCCGGUGCCUGCCUUUUGCCGGCCGUUUACGGCGCGAGCAGCUCGGUCGCGAGCUCGACUUCGAGCGCCCCCUACCACCAGUUUACUAUCCCUGCUUCCGUCAACUAUGGCGAGAACUUGAUCGCCAACAUUGACGACCCCCAGGCCGUCAAUGCUCAGGAUGUUUGCCCCGGAUACAAAGCAUCGGGGGUGCAACAGAGUGCUAAGGGGAUGACUGCUAAGCUGCAGCUGGCUGGCGAGGCGUGCAAUGCGUAUGGUACGGACGUGGACUCUCUGGACUUGAUUGUCGAGUACCUGGCCAAGGACCGAUUGAAUGUCCAGAUCACUCCCACCCAUGUUGAUCGUCACAACGCGUCUUGGUACCAGCUUUCUGAGGCCGUUGUGCCGCGGCCCAAGGCCGACAAGGGCGCCACGGCUGAGAACAGCGACUUCGAGAUCACCUGGUCCAACGACCCCUCUUUCAGCUUCAAGGUUACCCGCAAGGCCACUGGUGAUGUGCUCUUCGACACCACUGGCACCAAGCUGGUGUUUGAGAACCAGUUCAUCGAAUUUGUUACUGCCCUGCCCCAGGACUACAAUCUGUACGGCCUCGGCGAGCACAUCCAGCAGCUGCGCCUCCUGGAGAACCAGGUUAUGACCAUCUACGCAUCGGACAUUGGUGACCCCAUUGAUGGCAACAUCUACGGCUCUCACCCCUUCUACUUGGACACCCGUUACUACGAAGUCGACGCUGAGGGUACUCACACCCUCGUUUCGAGUUCCGCGGCCGACCAGUCCAAGGACUAUGUCUCCUACUCCCACGGUGUCUUCCAGCGCAAUGCCCAUGGUCAGGAGAUUCUCACUGGAACUGACAAGCUCACCUGGCGCGCCAUUGGCGGCAGCAUCGAUCUGACCUUCUACUCUGGUCCGACCCAGCCUGAGGUGACCAGCAGCUACCAGAUCAGCACCGUUGGUUUGCCUGCCAUGCAGCAGUACUACACCCUUGGCUUCCACCAGUGCCGCUGGGGUUACCAAAACUGGUCCGUGGUUGAGGAUGUCGUUGAGAACUUCGAGAAGUUCCAGAUUCCCCUCGAGAACAUCUGGCUUGACAUUGACUACAUGCACGGCUACCGAGACUUCGAAAAUGACGCCAUGCGCUUCUCAUACAGCGAGGGUGAGAAGUUCCUGGACAAGCUGCACGCUAGCGGACGUCACUUCAUCCCCAUUGUUGACUCUGCUAUCUACAUCCCCAACCCCAAGAAUGCCUCCGAUGCCUAUGACACCUACACUCGUGGCGCCAAGGAUGGUGUCUUCCUGAAGAACCCUGAUGGAAGCACCUACAUCGGUGCUGUCUGGCCUGGAUACACCGUGUUCCCCGACUGGCACAACCCCAAGUCCGUUUCGUGGUGGUCUAACGAGCUCGACAUCUGGCACAAGAAGAUCGCGUAUGACGGCAUCUGGAUUGACAUGAGCGAGGUCUCCUCCUUCUGUGUUGGAAGCUGCGGAACUGGCAACCUCACUCUGAACCCCGCCCACCCUCCUUUCAGUCUGCCUGGUGAGCCCGGUAACAUCAUCUACGACUACCCUGAAGGCUUCGCUGUUACCAACUCUACUGAGGCUGCAGCCGCUUCGGCGGCUGCUUCUAGCCAGGCUGCCGCGGCCGGCGAUGGUAGCUCGGGAGCGUCGUCGACAGUGUCCUACUUGCGCACCACUCCUACUCCGGGCGUGCGUAACAUCAACUACCCUCCCUACACUAUAAACCACGACCAGACUGGCCACGACCUCGCCGUGCACGCCGUGUCUCCUAACGCCACUCACAUUGACGGUGUCGCGGAGUACGAUGUGCACAACCUCUGGGGCCACCAGAUCCUCAACGCUACCUACCACGGUCUGCUGAAGGUUUCUCCCUCGAAGCGUCCUUUUAUUAUCGGUCGCUCGACGUUUGCUGGUUCUGGAAAGUGGGCUGGUCACUGGGGUGGUGACAACUACUCUAGGUGGGCCUACAUGUACUUCUCUAUUCCCCAAGCGCUGUCCUUCUCUCUCUUCGGUGUCCCUAUGUUCGGUACCGACGCCUGUGGUUUCAACGGCAACACCGACGAGGAGCUGUGCAACCGCUGGAUGCAGAUGUCUGCCUUCUUCCCCUUCUACCGCAACCACAACGUCCUCUCUGCCAUCCCGCAGGAGCCUUACCGCUGGGCCUCCGUCAUCGAGGCUUCUAAGUCCGCCAUGGCAAUCCGUUACGCCAUCCUGCCUUACUUCUACACCCUGUUCCACCUAGCUCACACCACCGGCUCGACCGUCAUGCGUGCCUUGGCCUGGGAGUUCCCUAACGACCCGUCCCUGGCUAACGUCAACACCCAGUUCCUCGUGGGUCCCUCUAUCAUGGUUGUCCCCGUGCUUGAGCCCCUGGUCGACUACACCAAGGGUGUCUUCCCCGGCAUUAAGCAGGGCGAGGUCUGGUACGACUGGUACACCCAGACCGCCGUUGACGCCCAGCCCGGUGUCAACACCACCAUCCCCGCCCCUCUGGGUCACAUCCCCGUGUUCGUCCGCGGUGGCAGCAUCCUCCCCAUGCAGGAGCCUGCCCUCACCACCCGUGAGGCCCGUAACACCCCGUGGUCCCUCCUCACUUCUCUCAGCAGCCAGGGCACUGCUACUGGUAAGCUGUACCUUGACGACGGCGAGAGUCUCUACCCCAACGCUACUCUCAGCGUUCAGUUCCAGGCCUCCAAGAACAAGCUCACCGCUAUGGCCCGUGGUAACUGGAAGGAGGCCAACCCGCUGUCGGAGGUGACCGUUCUGGGUGUCACCGAGGGGCCUCAUAACGUCACCUUCAAUGGCCAGACUGUUCCUGGCUCGGAUGUGAACUACAAUGCUACUUCACACGUUCUCUCCGUGUGCGGUCUGCAGGCCAUGACUGCGGACGGUGCUUUCAGCAAGCACUGGACCCUCAUGUGGUAA